ACAGUGAACAAACUAUCACGUCCAUGGAAGAAACCAAACAAACACAUAACAAACACGCUGAAUCGAGUGACAUUUGUGACAUUUGAAUUAGGACGUUGCACCCUGAGAGCAAGCCUUGAGCAAGUCAAAUUAACCAAAGAGAUAUUUCUCUGGAUCACAAAAUGGCAGGGAUAUUCGACUUCUUCAGGGAAACUGAUGACCCAAUUCAGCGUUCUUCUAACAUACCUGAGAGUGGUGAGACUGCUGUAAUGCCUGGAAUUCGACUAGGUAACCCAGGUGCUACUCCAGCCAAAAUCUUUGGGUCGACAGCAGGGAAACCUAGGGGUCUGUCUAUGCGUUCCUAUUCCGAUCUUAAUGUAGUUCCAUCAAGUCCAAGGCCAAUGACAGCAUAUAAACACCCGAAAGCAAUGGAGCUGCCAAAACCACAGAUCACAAAUUUGAAGCCACUGUCAGUAAAAACGUCUCAAGCAGAGGUGAAAAUUCGUAGUCCAAAUAUAAAGCUACCACAACAUAAUGUGUUCAAGAAACCUUCGACUCCAACUAUUAUGAGGAAUAACAAACAGUCCUUGUAUCGGAAGCCUGAAAAACUAUGUUAUUAUUAUGAUGAAGAAGAGAAUUUUUUAAAUGAUAAUGAAAAACCUUUGGAAACCGAUUUUGAAGAAUUAAUAGCUACCUUGUCCAGGUCGAUCCAAACAUACGAUGAUGAGGGCUUUGAAUCUGACCCUGAAUUGUUGACUUGUACUACUUUACCAGUAUUUUCCACCUACAUGCAGUCAUCGGCUGAAACUAAUUUUGAAGAUGCACCAGACCUUCCAGAAUUAUCGGAUGAUGAGCUAUAAACGGUUCUGACUUUUUUUGACUACUGAACUUCUUUGUCUGUUAGUUACAAACUAUAUUUUACCAGUAAUGAUAAUCAGAGUUAACUGAAUAAUUACCUUCUGUAAAUGAUUACUGGCAAGCUAUAGUAAAAAUGAUCUUGCUUAAAAAUGUCAUGGACUGCUCAUUAACGCAUCAUUUUCCUCAGACUUAACAUUUAUUUUAUGUUAUAGCAUGUAGCCAAAGAAGGUUCUUAUCCAUUUCAAGUUAUUGAGCUCCCACGAUUUUGUAUUUCAUUUAGUAAUAAUCAUUAUUAAGAUGUCUUAUCCAGAUGUUCUUAAAAUAAGCCUGUAUUAUGAUCAUUUUUUUUUAAUAAAACUGUUAUAAUCUCA
Molecule: messenger RNA, 1208 nt
Organism: Athalia rosae (coleseed sawfly)
Lineage: Eukaryota; Metazoa; Arthropoda; Insecta; Hymenoptera; Athaliidae
Exons: 4
Coding region: 162-839 (225 amino acids)
Source: RefSeq, a predicted model, not a curated record